GUCAAUUGCAUAUGAAUAUUUGUAAGAUAAAGAUCGUUUGCUGCAGUUUAUUUUAAUAUUAAUACGUAGCAAAAUGUUAAGUGGUAAAAUGCAAGGUCUUACAAAAGAAUCUCUGAAAAAGAAUUCUAUGUUAUUGCCAUUAUUUUUCUGCAUCGGAUUUGGAGCAUUUGCUGCUACAGGUUAUUUAUUACGCCUUGCACUCCGAAGUCCUGAUGUUACGUGGAAUACUAGAACCAAUCCUGAACCAUGGAAUGAAUAUAAAGAUAAAGAUUAUAAGUUUAUUAACAUUCGUGAUACAACUAAGUAUAGAGCAACACCUCCACAAUAUUAAAUAUUAAAAGCAUAUAUUAAGGUAGUCUUAACUAAA
Apis laboriosa (Himalayan honeybee) is the source of this 367-nucleotide messenger RNA. It is a transcript of the gene ND-MLRQ, whose product is annotated as cytochrome c oxidase subunit NDUFA4. Bases 74 to 331 code for a protein of 85 amino acids. The record is from RefSeq and is a predicted model, not a curated record. The transcript is spliced from 3 exons. NCBI's taxonomy places the organism in Eukaryota, Metazoa, Arthropoda, Insecta, Hymenoptera, Apidae.